CACAGAAGGAAGGACACUGAAGAGCUGGUUUACCUUAAACUUAUUCAAUGAAUUUGGUUAUACAGGCUAGUAGCUACAUUAAUCACGGGGUUUAUCUGCAGCUUUAAUUGUAGAAGGUUGCGCGUGCAAGACAAGGAAUUCCAUAAAUUAUAUCCCCGUUGAGAUGGGGUUGUUUGAUUAGAUUGUGACGACGGUAAUGCAGACAGGAAUUAAAAUUUGAACAUCGUAUCCGAGAGGACUUGUCUUAGCUUGGCACCUGAGGAAUGAUUUGAAUCCAAUCAAAAAAGUCGUCGUUGAAUUCCCUGUGAUGCGUAUCUUUCAGCAGGUGUCAGAUUGGAGAUUUAGUUCAUUGUAGUGGCUCCUGCUAAGAACCACUCAGGCACUGAUAACACCGAAGUGAUCAGGUUUUCCCUGAUCAGAAUCCUGCUUUGGAGAUGGAGGUGAUUCGCCGCUCCUCUGUGUUUGCAGCCGGGGUGCUGGAAGCCUUUGACCAUUCCCCGUCCGACAAAGAACUGGUGUCCCAGUCCAAGGCACUGUGUAGAGACUACAUACACUCGAGGCUCAACAUCUAUGGGCUGGGCUCGUCCAAAACUCAGGUGGACUCAACGCUUUGUGAGGUGUCUGCCGUGCUUCUCUGUCUCGGUGACGAGCUGGAGUGCAUGCGGCCGAGUGUCUACCGGCACGUGGCGAGACAGCUCAACAUCUCAGUGGCCAUGGAGACCACGGUAUCCGAUGCCUUUGUUGCCGUGGCAACAGAGAUCUUUUCUGCAGGCAUCACAUGGGGUAAGGUAGUAUCUAUGUAUGCCGUGGCCGGCGCUCUGGCGGUGGACUGUGUACGUCAGAACCAGCCUGCUACGGUCCAAACCAUAGUGGACAGUCUGGGUCAGUUUGUCCGUAAGAACCUGGCCCCUUGGCUGAAGAAACGUGGAGGAUGGACCGACAUUAAGAAAUGUGUGGUAAAGUUGGAUGCCGUUCCUCAGACCCAUUGGCUGUCUCCCGUUGCCGAAUCCUGCAAGCACUUUCUGUCAACACUGUACGUCUACAUUAUGAAGGAGCCAUGAAGGAAUUGGGAGAGGAACUGUGGUUGAAAGGCCAAGAGCUUCAAGUCCUUGAAUUUGAAGGCUCUGUGCUUCAGAUGAACUAGACAGCAGACAUCCUCCUAUCUUUUUGACGGAACACAUUUAGUUAAGAUUGGUGAUCUAAACAGUGACUCUCCUUCAUGCAGAGUGCAAAGUCACAGUAUCACAUUUUGUAUAAUCAUCAUCAAUUUAAUCAACAAUGACUGCUCUUCUUCCGAAGAGUAAUCCCAGUUACCCAGGAGUAAAAUUCUCGCGUACGUUUUCACUUCCCGGCCAUGAGAGAUUAUACAAAGUGUAGUCAGUCAAUUCCAUAUACACAUAUCUUCAGUUCCGAUGAUCAACUUUUGUUCAAAGUACUUGUACAAAACCAUGUAUCUUUCAGUGUUGUAAUAUAGUUUCCGCUACCGUGUUGCAGUGAGUAUGUACCAUGUACCAUGUACCAUGUACUCUGGUAGGUGCUCAAAUCUCUGAAGUAAGAUCCAGUCUGAUGAUAACUGAAAAAUACCAUCUGGGACUUUACACUGAAAAAUGGACAAAGUGAUAGCAACUGUUCUAUGGACAAGAAUGUGAUGCUUUUUGCUGCACCCCUGUGGAGGACAUGUGAAAUGUAUGAUGAGUUACUACUUUGUUGUGAUGGGAUGCACCAGUCUAUCCAGGCUUUGUCCAAACUGUACAGUGCUGUUGAUCUCAGGGGUGCAUUCACUAGGAAGCAAACGGGGAGGGAUCUACCUUGCAUUUGUCCCAUAAGAAACACUUUUGUUGCAAAAUGUUUUGCUACAGUGUGCACUAAUGAGUACACCCCAGUUGUACCCCUCAAUAUGUACCAUUGAGUACAAAAGACAGAAUGAUGCCUAUUCUAUUUCUUUUAGACUUUUUAAAUACUAUCUUUAACUAAUGUAUUUUAUUGGGAAACUGUAGUGAUGAUGAUUGAAUCUGUAUCUUUUCACAGCAUCUUUCCUGUGGUCACUUGCAAUAUUUACUUAAAGGUCCAAUGCAGCAUUUUUUUUAAAUCUCAAUAUCAAAUCAUUUCUGGAUAACAAUUUAGUCCCUUUAUUGUAAUUUUCAAUUAAAAUUGCCCAAAUUAAACAGCUUCUUAGCAAAGAGCAAUUCCUCAAGCAAAAAUGUUGCUGUCUGGUAGUGGUCUGAGUGGGGAGGGGAAAACUAGCUGUUAUUGGCAGAGAGGUUUGUAACUUUUAUUUGUUUAUGGUGACGUUACCAGGCAGGCCAAAACUCCAUACCUCCAAAACAGGCUGACAUUUCAGGCAGUCUUUUCAAACAGCUCUUACACUAAAAAAAAGUGCAUUAUCACAAUUUUCACAAUUUCACCUCUGUGAAAUUCCAACCUCUGUGUCAAAAAAAAUAUAUAUAACGCACAGGGAACUCUAAUUCGUGACUACACUGGGCCUUUAAUAUUGAGCUUUUAUAUGCAAAAUAAACGUAACACUAUCGAGAUAAACAGCGGAGCAAAAUCAUCACAAUUAGGUAAUUUUAAUUGUUCUAAUCAAUCAAAGUGUAUUGGUCACGUACAGAUGGUUAGAUGUUAAUGCGAGUGUAGCGAAAUGCUUGUAAACAAUGAACGAAAUAAUACAUAUAAAAACAAAUAACUGCCUAGUUUUCUAAGGACCUGAAGCGAGUCGAACAUCUCUGUCGGCGCCAACAAGGAGUUUCAUUUGUUUUUAUUCAACAGAUCCAUUUGGGUUCAAUACAGCCUUUGUGGGAAGGACACAACCUGAUUUAUGGUUGCAUUAAAUGAAGUGCUUCAUACUGAACUCAUACAAAACAUUACAAAUGAUUUGUAGAAAAAACAUCACCUGUUUCAGUGAUACAUUGUUUGUUUUUCUUCAAAUGUUACUCUCACGCACUCCCCAUGAGACACAUGCAUUUGAUCCUCUUAUCUCACACAUUGAAUAGUACUGCUUUCAUAAUUCGAAUUAGUCCAUUGUUUUAGGCAGUGCGUUUUCUCGAAUGUACUCCAAAUUGUAUUGAGAUCGGAGCAUCUGAACCUGCAAUUUAACAUCACGAGCCAACCUGGUCUCAGAGCAUUUCAUAUUAUUUUGUAGAAAGAAGAUGAGUAGGCAGCCGUAAACUAUUAACAUAAUAUAUUUACAAAAUAAUAAAUAUGGGAACAGUCAGCCGAGUGCAUCAGCACGCACAACUGCAACGCGUUUUGAGUAUCUAGAAUCUUCGUCAGGCAGCGUUGUGGACGGAAGCUGACGUGUCUCUAGAAAUAGAGGUGGGGACGGGUAAAUGUCACAUGACAAGUAAACUAUAUGAAAAACACCUGCAACAGUAUCACAUCGGCGUAUAAAUGCAACAUGGAAAAUUGUGCACAGGAAUAAUCAGGGUUGCCCUUUGUAAAAGGCAGAUGAUGCACUUGUGCGUAAAAUUCAUGGCAUAAAAACACAGGAAGCAUGCCAUGGCGGAAAUCAGAAACUCAUCAGAGCAAGGAAUUACACAAAAGGCUACACAGUGCAUUCAGAAAGUUUUCAGACCCCUUGACUUUUUCCACAUUUUUGUCCCUCAUCUACACACAAUACCCCAUAAUGACAAAACGAAAACAGGUUUU
This is a messenger RNA of Oncorhynchus gorbuscha (pink salmon), 3645 nucleotides long. RefSeq names its product bcl-2-related ovarian killer protein homolog A-like. Lineage: Eukaryota; Metazoa; Chordata; Actinopteri; Salmoniformes; Salmonidae. Gene Ontology annotation, molecular function: protein homodimerization activity; protein heterodimerization activity. The transcript is spliced from 5 exons. The record is from RefSeq and is a predicted model, not a curated record. Gene Ontology annotation, biological process: regulation of apoptotic process; intrinsic apoptotic signaling pathway in response to DNA damage; extrinsic apoptotic signaling pathway in absence of ligand. The coding region runs from base 435 to 1061 and encodes 208 amino acids. Gene Ontology annotation, cellular component: mitochondrial outer membrane.